CUGCUGAGUCAAGUCAACGCAUUCCGUCUUCAAGCUCGAGCUCAAGGUUCCCUUUUCGUCUUCAUCUACGGAGACGGAGGCCUUAGCCGACAGAGUGAGAAGAAAUGGAGGAUGACGACGGCGGCGACGAGAGGCUGUUUGCCGCCGUCCGCCACUUCGCCAGUAGCUUCAGACGCAUCAAGUCCAUGACGGAUGACGCCCUCCAGGACUUCUACGACGGCAGCGUCCUCGCCCUCAGUACCUCCUCUUCCUCCGAUCCCCACCGCCUCCCCGUUACCCUCGAACGCGACCUCCGCUCUCUAGAGCGCCACAUCCAUGGACUAGUCGACUCCAAUCGCCUCAUCUGGUCUGACUCCGCCGCUGCCUCCUCCUUCUUCCUUGAGUCCGUCGACGACCUCCUAUCCCUCGCCGCCGAUCUCGGCCGCCAGCCGGGCUCCGCCGCCGCCAACCCCCUCCUCGACCGCGCCGACCACCUUAUUCGCCGAUGCGUUCUCCGCCUCGACGAGGAGUUCCGCUCCAUCGUCGGCCCGCCACAAUUGAUCGCAGAUCGCCGCGACAGCGCCUACUUCGACGGCGUCGGCGACGACGAGAACAUCCCCGUCGCGAUACCCGUUGAGGCCUACGACAUCGUCAUCGACGCCCUUCCUCCGGGCUCCGUGUCUGACCUCAAAGACAUCGCUCGGCGGAUGGUGGCAGCCGGAUUCGGCCGCGAGUGCGUGGAGACCUAUGCUAGCUUCCGCCGCGCCUUCGUGGAGGAGUCGAUCGCUCGCCUCGGCCUCCUCCCGCCCCCCGAAGGAGGAUACCUUACCGUCCCGUGGGAGGAGAUGGAGGACGAGAUCCCCCGCUGGGCGGAGGCGGCGCGGAUGGUCUUCCUUAUCUUGAUCCCCAGCGAGCAACGCCUCUGUGGUCGCGUGUUCGCUUCCGUGCCCCCUUCCUACGCCGAUCUCGCGUUCUACGUUUCCUGCGCUCCCGCCGCAGCUGAGAUUGUCUCCUUCGCCGCGGCCGUCGCCUGCGGCGACCACGGCCCGGAGCGCCUCUUCGGCCAACUCAACUUGUACGAGACUAUCCGCAGCCUCCUUCCCGAGCUCGACCCCCUGCUCUCCGACGGUUACUCCACCGAGCUCCUCGGCGAGGUCGUCGCGGUGCACAAAGCACUCGGCGCGUCGAUCCGACGGAUCUUCUUGGAGCUGGAGAACCGGAUCCGGCGCGAUCCGGCCAAGGCCGCCGUCCCUGGCGGCGACGUCCACCCGAUGACCAAAUACGUGAUGAACUACCUCGCGGCAGCGUGUGCGAAGGAGACGCUGGCAGAGGUGAUGGCGGAGGAGGCCGCGCGGUCGGUGGUGCCGCUCCCCGUCCGCGUCGCCUGGAUCGCCGACAUCCUGCUCGAGAACCUCGACGUCAAGUCCAAGCUCUACCGCGAUCCCGCGCUCUGUUUCGUCUUCCUGAUGAACAACGUUCGGUACAUGAUCGCGAAGGCGGAGGGCAGCAAGGAAGUGGCGUCGCUGUUGGGAGAGGAGUGGUUCCGGCGGAUGAGGACGAGGGUGCAGCAGUGGGCGGUGGAGUACCAGAGGGCCGCUUGGGGCAACGUGUUGGCCGCGCUGCGGGUGGACCGCUUCGUAGAGUCACCGGCGGCGACGGAGAGGGCGAUGAGAGACAAGCUGGGGAUGUUCAACAGCUACCUGGAGGAGAUAUGGAGGACGCAGGGGAACUGGGUGGCGGUGAACGAGGAGCUGUGUGGGGAACUGCGGGCGGCAAUUGCAGCGGUGGUGCUACCGGCAUACGGGAACCUGGUGGAGAGGUUGCGGCAGGCAGGGGACCGCCGUCGCAUGGUAGCGGGGCGGUACUUGAAAUACAGCGUGGAGGAGGUGGAGGCGAAGAUCUACGAAUUGUUCCAAGGGGCAAGGCCUCGUCCCCAGUGAUUGUUUCUCUCUAUCCUUCUUUCUUCCUCUUAUUUUUCUUUGCUUUUGAUCUGUUGUGUGUUUACUUUUAAUUGGGCGGGUUUUCUAGGUAA
Messenger RNA from Zingiber officinale, 2011 nucleotides. Its product is annotated as exocyst complex component EXO70B1-like. Gene Ontology annotation, biological process: exocytosis. Gene Ontology annotation, cellular component: exocyst. The transcript has a single exon. Bases 105 to 1919 code for a protein of 604 amino acids. The record is from RefSeq and is a predicted model, not a curated record. Lineage: Eukaryota; Viridiplantae; Streptophyta; Magnoliopsida; Zingiberales; Zingiberaceae. Gene Ontology annotation, molecular function: phosphatidylinositol-4,5-bisphosphate binding.